Molecule: messenger RNA, 4858 nt
Organism: Felis catus (domestic cat)
Lineage: Eukaryota; Metazoa; Chordata; Mammalia; Carnivora; Felidae
Gene: ITGA1
Product: integrin subunit alpha 1
Exons: 29
Coding region: 653-4192 (1179 amino acids)
Biological process (GO): cell-cell adhesion; cell adhesion mediated by integrin; integrin-mediated signaling pathway
Cellular component (GO): integrin complex; external side of plasma membrane
Molecular function (GO): integrin binding
Source: RefSeq, a predicted model, not a curated record
AAGUGUCCGCAGGAAGCGAGGUGGGGAGACCAGACCUGCUCACUCUCAGCGACCGUCGAAUUCCUUCUGCGCAAUCGGGCCCUAGGGAAGCAGCCUCCCCUUAAGGGCCGAGAAGCCCGGGCACGUUGAAAGUACUCUCCCGGAGCAGACCCAGGGGAGAAGUUAGGGGUGUGAAGGCGGGGCCACUGCACUGGCGACACCCUCCGAAGGUCCAGCCCUCGCCCGCCUUCCUGCCACCGUAGGGAGUUAGCCGGAGGGCGGCAUCACCCUCUCAAUGAAAGGCAGAUAUCCCUUUAAGGUUUGCUUUGUAGCUGGUGGACUUUAGCCUAAACACGAACCCGCGAAGCUGGCUUUAUUUGUCCAUGUCUCAGACAGAGCCUGGGAGACUGCCAGUGGGAUUUCAGAAACCGAGCACGCGAAGGGGCGGGCGAUGGGGCAGUAAGUCUGGGAUAUGAGGAGCGUGGAGAGGACUCAGAGUCAUUCGUCCAAAACACAGGAAAUUCACUCUUCGGCUUCUGCGCGCCGCGACUGGCCGGGGCGGGACGCAGACCUGCGGCGGUAGAGUGGCCCUGAGCGCACGGCUCCGUUCCCAGUCCCGCCGAGUCCUGCCCGCCGAUCCAGCGCGUCCCCGGGCUCUGCGGGCUCUCGGGCCAUGGCCCCCCGACGCCAAGCCAGCCCAGGGCUGGCUGUCGCCCGCUGCUGGCUCCUCACCGUUGUUUUAGGCUUCUGCGUAUCAUUCAAUGUUGAUGUGAAAAAUUCAAUGACCUUCAGUGGCUCAGUGGAAGACAUGUUUGGAUAUACUGUUCAACAAUAUGAAAAUGAAGAAGGAAAAUGGGUGCUUAUUGGCUCUCCUUUAGUUGGUCAACCCAAGAACAGAACUGGAGAUGUCUAUAAGUGUCCAGUUGGGAGAAGCAAACAAUUACCUUGCGUAAAGUUGGAUCUGCCUGUUAAUACAUCAAUUCCCAAUGUCACGGAAGUAAAGGAGAACAUGACGUUUGGAUCAACUUUAGUCACCAACCCAAAUGGAGGGUUUCUGGCAUGUGGGCCCUUGUAUGCCUAUAGAUGUGGACAUUUACAUUACACAACUGGAAUCUGUUCUGAUGUUAGCUCCACAUUUCAAGUCGUGAACUCCAUUGCUCCUGUACGAGAAUGCAGCACUCAACUGGACAUAGUCAUCGUGCUGGAUGGCUCCAACAGUAUUUAUCCCUGGGAGAGUGUUACAGCUUUUUUAAAUGACCUUCUUGAAAGAAUGGAUAUUGGUCCUAAACAGACACAGGUUGGAAUUGUACAGUAUGGAGAAAAUGUAACCCAUGAGUUCAACCUCAAUAAGUACUCAUCAACGGAAGAGGUACUUGUUGCAGCAAAUAAAAUAAUCCAGAGAGGUGGCCGCCAGACUAUGACAGCCCUUGGGAUAGACACAGCCAGGAAGGAGGCUUUCACUGAAGCCCGGGGUGCCCGAAGGGGAGUUAAAAAAGUUAUGGUAAUUGUGACUGAUGGGGAGUCCCAUGAUAACCAUCGACUGAAUAAGGUCAUCCAAGACUGUGAGGAUGAAAACAUUCAGCGAUUUUCCAUAGCUAUUCUUGGGAGCUAUAACAGAGGAAAUUUAAGCACUGAAAAGUUUGUGGAAGAAAUAAAAUCAAUUGCAAGCGAACCCACUGAAAAGCAUUUCUUCAAUGUCUCUGAUGAAUUAGCUCUAGUCACUAUUGUUGAAGCUCUCGGAGAAAGAAUAUUCGCCCUGGAAGCUACAGCUGACCAGUCAGCAGCUUCAUUUGAAAUGGAAAUGUCUCAGACUGGCUUCAGUGCUCAUUAUUCACAGGACUGGGUCAUGCUUGGAGCAGUAGGAGCCUAUGAUUGGAAUGGAACAGUCGUCAUGCAGAAGGCUAAUCGAAUCAUAAUCCCUCAAAACACAACCUUUAAUGUUGAGUCUACCAAAAAGAAUGAACCUCUUGCUUCUUAUUUAGGUUACACAGUGAACUCCGCCACGGUUUCGGGAGAUGUGCUCUACAUUGCCGGACAGCCACGGUACAAUCACACGGGCCAGGUUGUCAUCUACAGGAUGGAAGAUGGAGACAUCAGGAUUCUCCAGACACUCAGUGGAGAGCAGAUUGGUUCCUACUUUGGCAGUGUUUUAACCACACUUGACAUUGAUAAAGAUUCUAAUACUGACAUUCUUCUGGUUGGGGCUCCCAUGUACAUGGGAACAGAGAAAGAGGAACAAGGAAAAGUGUAUGUGUAUGCCCUGAAUCAGACAAGGUUUGAAUAUCAAAUGAGCCUGGAACCCAUUAAGCAGACUUGUUGUUCAUCUCUGAAGCACAAUUCAUGCACAAAAGAAAACAAAAAUGAGCCGUGUGGGGCUCGUUUUGGAACAGCUAUUGCUGCUGUGAGAGACCUCAAUCUUGAUGGAUUUGAUGACAUUGUGAUAGGAGCUCCCCUGGAAGAUGAUCAUGGGGGAGCCGUGUACAUUUAUCAUGGGAGUGGCAAGACUAUAAGGCAAGAGUAUGCACAACGUAUUGCAUCAGGUGGAGAUGGCAAGACACUGAAAUUUUUUGGCCAGUCUAUCCAUGGAGAAAUGGAUCUAAAUGGGGACGGUCUGACUGAUGUGACUAUUGGGGGCCUUGGUGGUGCUGCCCUCUUCUGGUCCCGAGAUGUGGCUGUAGUUAAAGUGACCAUGAACUUUGAACCCAAUAAAGUGAAUAUCCAAAAGAAAAACUGCCAUGUGGAAGGAAAGGAAACAGUAUGCAUAAAUGCUACAGUGUGUUUUGAUGUGAAAUUAAAGUCCAAAGAAGACAGAAUUUACACAGCUGAUAUACAGUACCGUGUCACACUUGAUUCACUAAGACAGAUAUCACGAAGUUUUUUCUCUGGAACUCAAGAAAGAAAGAUUCAAAGAAACAUCACAGUUCAAGAAUCAGAAUGCACUAAGCUUUCCUUCUACAUGUUGGACAAGCAUGACUUUCGGGACUCUGUGAGGAUAACUUUGGAUUUUAAUCUUACUGAUCCAGAAAACGGGCCUGUUCUUGAUGAUUCCCUACCAAAUUCAGUACAUGAAUAUAUUCCCUUUGCCAAAGAUUGUGGAAACAAGGAAAAAUGUAUCUCGGACCUCACCCUGCAAGUAUCCACCACAGCAAAGGGCCUGCUUAUUGUCAGGUCCCACAAUGACAAAUUCAAUGUUAGUCUCACAGUCAAAAACAAAAAGGACAGUGCCUAUAACACCAGAACCAUAGUGCAUUAUUCUCCAAACCUAAUUUUUUCAGGAAUUGAGGCUAUCCAAAAAGACAGUUGUGAGUCCAAUCAUAAUCUCACAUGUAAAAUUAGAUAUCCCUUCCUGAGAAGAGAAGAAGAGGUUACUUUCAAAAUAUUAUUUCAGUUUAACACAUCUUAUCUCAUGGAAAAUGUGACCAUUCAUUUAAGUGCAACAAGUGACAGUGAAGAGCCUCCUGAAGCCCUUUUUGAUAAUGAAGUUAAUAUUUCUAUCCCAGUAAAAUAUGAAGUUGGACUUCAGUUUUACAGCUCUGCGAGUGAAUACCAUAUUUCAAUUGCGGCCAAUGAGACAGUCCCUGAAGUUAUUAAUUCUACUGAGGACAUUGGAAAUGAAAUUAAUGUCUUCUACUUGAUUAGAAAAAGUGGACAUUUUCCGAUGCCAGAACUUAAGCUGUCAAUUUCAUUUCCCAACUCGACAUCAGACGGUUAUCCUGUGCUAUACCCAAGUGGAUGGUCAUCUUCUAAUAAUGCAAACUGCAGACCCAGUAGCCUUCAGGACCCGCUUGGUAUCAACUCUGGGAAGCAAAUGAUUAUAUCAAAAUCUGAAGAUCUCAAACGAGGCACAAUUCUGGACUGCAGCACAUGUAAAUUUGCUACAAUCACGUGUAAUUUGAUUCCUUCUGACAUGAGCCAAGUGAAUGUUUCACUUAUCUUAUGGAAACCAACUUUUAUAAAAGCACGUUUUUCGAGCUUAAAUCUUACUGUAAGGGCAGACCUUCAGAGUGAAAAUACAUUACUGAUUUUAAGUACUGGCAAUCAAAAAAGAGAGUUUGCUAUUCAAAUAUCCAAAGAUGGACUACCAGGCAGGGUGCCAUUAUGGGUCAUCCUGUUGAGUGCCUUUGCUGGAUUGUUGCUGUUAAUGCUGCUCAUAUUAGCACUGUGGAAGAUUGGAUUCUUCAAAAGACCACUAAAGAAGAAAAUGGAAAAAUGACAUAUUUUACAGGAGAAAAAUAAUAAUAAUUAUUUGAUGAUCUAUCCUCAGGUUUGCCUCAAAUAUGUGACAAGAAAUGUAUAGAUACAAUUAAAGACAUAGUCACAUAACUUUAUGUAAUCCAUCAGGGAUUAAUCACUUGGAAAGUGAUAAGUCAAAGAAGAUCCAAAAACAAUACCAUAAAAAUAUAUUUUAUAAAAUGAUGAAAAAUAUUUUAAAAUAAUUAUUCAUGUGUAUUAUUUAAGUAAAAUUACAAAGUGUUUCGAAGAUGAAGAUUAACCUGUACAAAUAUGUUUACAUAUUAAAUCAGCAUUCAGAGUAUUUAAGGAAUGCAUAAAAAGAUUUUUAUGAUCAUUGAUAAGUUAAGCUUUUUUCCAUUGAUUCCUGAUGGAUAUUCACAUUCAGCAUGAUAGUCAACAUUUGUAAAUGACAAGAAAAGGUUAACUGAAAAAGAUAACUUCCCCCUAUUCAAAUGAGAAAUUUUUCCUGGGUAGAGUAUAUAUAAAAUAUGGACUGAAAAUAUAAUUAAAUCACAGAGAAUACAUUAGCAUCUUUGUGUUGGGUUCUGUACUUGGAAAAAAAUUUUUUUUCCAAAGUGUUUGGAAACUUUGAGCUGAAGGAAAACUAAGAGUGACUUGAUUAAAAGCAGUGCACUGAAUGGAUUAA